AGCCAUCAUAUAAAGUAGAGGAGAGGGAAGAAGAAGCCAUUUCACCCAACCGAGAGCGGACGAGAGAACGAGGCCAUGGCCGCGUGGAGAACAGCCGCAGCUCUGCUGCUAAUACUACAGACUGUGCUGGGCCAGAGCAACAUCAGAUGGUGCACCAUCUCAGAUGCCGAGCUGAACAAAUGUAAGGCCAUGUCGAAGGCUUUCUCCGACGUCUCUCUCAGUCCUUCCCUCAGCUGUGUCAGCGGAACAUCAAUCGACAGCUGCGUUCAGAAGCUACAGAACAAAGAAGCAGACGCCUUGUCAAUGUCCAGCUCCGACAUCUACAGGCUGGCGAAGACCGCUUCCUUCAAGAUGGCUGCCAGUGAAACAAAGGCUGAUCUUACCGGAGCGUCCUACUAUGCAGUUGCUGUGGUGAAAAAAGCAAAUUCUGGCAUCAACAUCAACACCCUGGCAGGAAGAAAGAGCUGCCACACAGGGAUAGGCCGAACAGCCGGCUGGAAAAUGCCUGUAGGAUACCUCAUAGACCAGGGCUACAUGUCUGUGAUGGGCUGCAACAUCCCACAGGGUGUGGCAAAUUUCUUCAAUGCGAGCUGCGUCCCUGGAGCAAACAAGGCCAGUGACCCUCCGUCUCUGUGUCAGCUGUGCAAGGGGGAUGGUAACGGGCAGCACAAAUGCGAGAUGAGCGAGCAAGAGCAAUACUACAGCUAUGAAGGAGCUUUCAGGUGUCUGACUGAUGAUGCAGGAGAGGUGGCCUUCAUCAAACACACGACUGUCAUCGAUAACACGGACGGUCGUGGCCCAACCUGGGCAAAAAACCUGCUGUCAUCGGACUAUGAGCUGCUGUGUCGUGACGGCAACAGGGCGCCCAUCUCUGAGUGGAAAACAUGCCACCUGGUCCGCAUCCCGUUUCAAGGGAUUGUGGUCGGCAAUGACGUCACUCCCUCUGUGGUGUUUAACUUGCUGUCGGAGGGCAAGAAAAAGUCAAACUUCGAAAUGUUUUCGUCUACGGAGUAUGGAGGAGAAAAUCUGCUCUUCUCCGAUUCAUCCGUCGACUUUCACGGGGCGGAGUCAGACGACCCCAAGAAGUGGAUGGGUCAAUUAUAUUAUAAUGCUUUGACAGCCAUGGACUGUAAAGCUGAGGAGGUCCUGCGGUGGUGUGUGCUGUCCAGCGGCGAGCAGCAGAAGUGUGGCGACAUGGCCGUGGCCUUCCAAAGUCAGCGUCUGACUCCAGCCAUCAAGUGUGUCUACGGCGACUCUGUGACUGACUGCAUGAACAGAAUCAAGAACAACGAGGCUGAUGCUGUCACUCUGGAUGGGGGUUACAUCUACACAGCAGGCAAAGACUACGGCUUGGUCCCUGCUACCGGCGAGAGCUACACAGACGACCGCGAUGGUUCCAUGUACUAUGCAGUGGCGGUGGUGAAAAAGAGUAGCCAGGACAUCCGUAACCUUGACGACCUGCGUGGCCGCCGCUCCUGUCACACUGGAUACGGUCGCACAGCUGGCUGGAACGUUCCCGUAGCAACACUGAUGGAGAGAGGCCUGAUCACCCCGAAGGACUGUCAGAUACCCCAAGCGGUGGGAGAGUACUUUAAGCAGAGCUGUGUACCAGGAGCCAACCAGCCCGGUUUCCCCAGCAGCCUGUGCGAUCUGUGUGUGGGUGACAGCUCAGGACAGAGCAAGUGUGAGAAGGGAAAAGACCUGUAUGAUGGAUACGACGGUGCAUUCAGGUGUCUGGCAAAGGGAGACGGCGAUGUGGCCUUUAUUAAACAUGCUACUGUCUUCCAAAACACAGAUGGUAACUCUGAUGAAUCGUGGGCAGUGAACCUCCAGUCUACAGAUUUCCAGCUGCUCUGUUCUCAGGGCUCUAAGGCCGAGGUCUCGCAGUACAGAAACUGUCACCUGGCCAGAGUCCCUUCCCACGCUGUGAUGGUACGGCCUGACACCAACAUCCACGCUGUCUAUGGACUCCUGGACAGCGCACAGACACAUUUCGGCAGUGAUACGGGUUCUGGUUUCAAGAUGUUUGACUCGCAGGCCUACACGGGCACAGAUCUCAUCUUCAAAGACUCCACUGUUCGCCUUGUGGGUGUUGCUGACAGAAAGACCUACCAGGAGUGGCUGGGCCAGACUUACAUGGACUCACUGGUUGAAAUGGAGUGUAGCUCAUCAAGUGCAGUGAUGUCCUCUGCAUGGCUGCUGCUGCUGGCCCUGUUCAGCUUCGUGCUGAGCAACGUCUGGAUGUAAAGACACAAUAUGACACAAGCGUUCAGCCUCUUCUGCUGUUCCCUUCCUCCCCCAUUGUCUCUAUUCCUCACCUCUCACCUCUUUAUACUCCCCGUGUCACUCUCUUCCUCUCUCUCUCUCUCCAUGCCUGGCUCUUCUGUCCCCUUAUCCUCCUAUAUUCUCCAGUUUUCACAUAGCUUUGCCUUGCUUUUCUGGAGACCCACUCUUAUCCUCGAAUGUGUGUUUUUGUCUUACAAUUGCAUAAUUUCUGCCUGAUUGUGUGUUAUUUUAUGAUAAGAGCGGAUGGUGUUGGCGCUGCCUUUGGAUUUAAAUGGUGCUGAAGCAAAUAAAGCACGAUGUCUCUUGUUUUGGUGGCAGAGAAGAGAGUUAGUUGCAGAAGGACUUUCAACCCGUGUGACUCAGACAUGUUGAAAACAGAUGGUGAUGCUGUGUUUACUGAAGGUGAGCUGCUAUAUCAGUGUGUAUCCUGCCACCUGUUACAUUGCUUGAGUAGGAUAGUGCAUCCCUGUCUCUCCAUAGCUAGUUUUACAAAGAACCCCACAUGAGCUACAGUUAAUGUUUUAGCUUCUGUUGAACAGAAACGUUCAGUCCCAGAAAUGCUGCAUAAUUCACAGAGCAAAUAAAAAAAUGACUGGGAACUGCUAUAGCAGCAAAUAGUCAGCAUACUUCCUAUGUUUCAUACCUUUUUAGCAUUUCAGUUUCUGCAUUUGAACACAAAUGGAGUGACGCACUGGUCAGGUUCCAUCAGAUUUGGGGAGAACAUAAAGGAAACAUCCUGUGGUUUGUGUUGGAGAGUGAAUGAUUGUUUGCUUCUCUGGAUGUUUUAAGUCAAAGAGAAGUUUGUGUCAGGUGAAGAAAGACCACAGGCUUUCAUUUCUUAAUGUAAUUCCAACUUUUAAAGUCAAAAAAAUGUUUGCGUUUAUCUUACAGUGCAGAAAUUGACUCCAGCUUGACUUGGGAGGGCAUUUAGCUUAAAACGUUUAGUUAUGUAAGAGGAAUAAUUAAGAAAACACAAUUGUUUCUUCAAAUCUAUCCUGAGUAAAACAACCCAAACCAAACCCAAAACCCUGCUCUCGUGUCCUCUAACCCAAACAACUCACUCCAGAAAGGUCUCUUUCUAAACCAGUCCUUGUCAUAUCUACUGUACUUCCUGCUGCUUGAUGCUGUUUCCUGUUAUAAGAUGUCGAUUUGGAUGUGUAUUUUCCUAUGUUGAGAGAUUUAUUUUUAUAUGACGUUCAGGUGCCAUAUCAGUGUAUAUGUACUGACUCAUGCUGUCAGAAACGACUGCCUUCUCUUCCUCCUGAUAGAGAUUUAUUUCGAUGUGAAAUGAUGUAACAUGUAACUAAUAUUUAGUUGCCAGGCCAGUGCGUCUGCAUAAGUAUUACUACAUAAA
Chelmon rostratus (copperband butterflyfish) is the source of this 3640-nucleotide messenger RNA. RefSeq names its product melanotransferrin (gene meltf). The coding region runs from base 76 to 2247 and encodes 723 amino acids. Gene Ontology annotation, biological process: iron ion transport. The transcript has 16 exons. The record is from RefSeq and is a predicted model, not a curated record. NCBI's taxonomy places the organism in Eukaryota, Metazoa, Chordata, Actinopteri, Chaetodontiformes, Chaetodontidae. Gene Ontology annotation, cellular component: extracellular region; early endosome; recycling endosome.